Molecule: messenger RNA, 1715 nt
Organism: Trachemys scripta elegans
Lineage: Eukaryota; Metazoa; Chordata; Testudines; Emydidae
Gene: ARIH1
Product: ariadne RBR E3 ubiquitin protein ligase 1
Exons: 12
Coding region: 150-1700 (516 amino acids)
Biological process (GO): positive regulation of proteasomal ubiquitin-dependent protein catabolic process; ubiquitin-dependent protein catabolic process; protein polyubiquitination
Cellular component (GO): ubiquitin ligase complex; cytoplasm; nucleus
Molecular function (GO): ubiquitin conjugating enzyme binding; zinc ion binding; ubiquitin protein ligase activity
Source: RefSeq, a predicted model, not a curated record
CCGCGUCCCUUUGUUGGCUCAGCGGCGGCGGCGGCGCUGUGUGUUGUUGUCCCGCGGGCAGAGGCAGGCCGCGGCGCAGGAGCAGCCAGGAGCCCGCGCGGGGGGAGGGCUCAGGGUCGGCGCGGGCAGCCCCGGGCCGCCGCCUCGCCAUGGACUCGGACGAGGGCUACAAUUACGAGUUCGACGAGGACGAGGAGUGCAGCGAGGACAGUGGCGCCGAGGAGGACGAGGACGAGGACGACGAGGACGACGAGCCCGACGACGAUAACCUGGACCUGGGCGAGGUGGAGCUGGUGGAGCCCGGGCUGGGCGUAGGAGGCGAGCGCGACGGGCUGCUGUGCGGGGAGACGGGCGGGCUGGGCCCCGGCGGCGGCAGCGGGCUGGGCGGCGGGCCGGGCCCCGGCGGGGGCGGUGGCGGCCACGAGCAGGAGGAGGACUAUCGCUACGAGGUGCUGACGGCCGAGCAGAUCCUGCAGCACAUGGUGGAGUGUAUCCGGGAGGUCAACGAGGUCAUCCAGAAUCCAGCAACUAUCACCAGAAUACUACUUAGCCAUUUCAACUGGGAUAAAGAGAAGCUGAUGGAAAGGUAUUUUGAUGGCAACUUGGAGAAGCUUUUUGCUGAGUGUCAUGUAAUUAACCCAAGUAAAAAGUCUCGAACACGUCAGAUGAACACAAGGUCAUCAGCCCAGGACAUGCCUUGUCAGAUCUGCUAUCUGAACUACCCCAACUCGUACUUUACUGGCCUAGAGUGUGGACAUAAGUUCUGUAUGCAGUGCUGGAGUGAAUAUUUAACUACCAAAAUAAUGGAGGAAGGCAUGGGACAGACUAUUUCGUGCCCUGCUCAUGGCUGUGAUAUCUUAGUUGACGACAAUACAGUUAUGCGUCUGAUCACAGAUUCAAAGGUUAAAUUAAAGUACCAGCAUUUAAUAACUAAUAGUUUUGUAGAGUGUAAUCGACUGUUAAAAUGGUGUCCUGCCCCAGACUGCCACCAUGUUGUUAAAGUUCAGUAUCCUGAUGCUAAACCUGUUCGCUGCAAAUGUGGACGUCAGUUUUGCUUUAACUGCGGUGAAAAUUGGCAUGAUCCUGUUAAGUGCAAGUGGUUAAAGAAGUGGAUUAAGAAGUGUGAUGAUGACAGUGAAACUUCCAAUUGGAUUGCAGCAAACACAAAGGAAUGCCCAAAAUGCCAUGUGACCAUCGAAAAAGAUGGAGGCUGCAAUCACAUGGUCUGUCGGAACCAGAACUGUAAAGCAGAGUUCUGCUGGGUGUGUCUUGGCCCUUGGGAGCCACAUGGAUCUGCCUGGUACAACUGUAAUCGCUACAAUGAGGAUGAUGCAAAGGCAGCAAGAGAUGCACAGGAGGAAUUAACACAGCGAUCCAGAGCAGCCCUGCAGAGGUACCUGUUCUACUGCAACCGCUAUAUGAACCACAUGCAGAGCCUGCGCUUUGAGCACAAACUCUAUGCUCAGGUGAAGCAGAAAAUGGAGGAGAUGCAGCAGCACAACAUGUCGUGGAUUGAGGUGCAGUUCCUGAAGAAAGCAGUUGAUGUCCUCUGCCAGUGUCGUGCCACACUCAUGUACACUUAUGUCUUUGCCUUCUACCUCAAAAAGAAUAAUCAGUCCAUUAUCUUCGAGGUAGGGAAAACACAUUUGUACUCCUUACUUCAAGCAAGCAACAUUACUGGGUACCACGGGGGGACUUGAUCCGUGGAAAGGAGU